CCCACCCUGGAAGCUGAAACAAGUCUCUCCAUUUCCUUCUCCAGUCUUUCAUCUGGGCAAGGCUGGAAACUUCUCCCUGAGCAAACACACAGAGGAUUCACCCCAAGAGACAGGUUGAUCCUGCAGAGAUGGAUCCAACCCCCGAUCUGUAUGGGACCCCUGGGGACAAGCUGGACCACUUCCUGAAGCACAGCCUUCAGCCCCAGAGGGACUGGAAAGAGGAAGGGCAGGAUGCCUGGGAGAGAAUCGAGGGGUUCCUUCGGGACCAGUGCUUCCGUGAUGAGCUGUUUCUGGACCAAGAAGUCAAGGUGCUUAAGGUGGUGAAGGGAGGCUCCUCAGGAAAAGGGACAAUGCUGAACCACAGAUCUGACCAGGACAUAGUUCUGUUCCUGAGCUGCUUCUCCAGUUUCAAACAUCAGGUGAGACACCGAGAAUUCAUCAUCGACUUCAUUGAGGACAAGCUCCUUCACUGCAGGAGAAGCCUGGCGUACAAUAUCACUGUGGUUAAACACAGAGAGGGGAAUCGGACCCCUCGCUCCCUGACCUUAAAGGUCCAGCCCAGGAAGAGUGACUGCAUUAUUCGGAUGGAUGUUCUCCCAGCUUAUGAUGCUUUGGGACACCUUUCCCGAGACUUGAAACCAGCAUCAGAAAUCUAUGAAGAUCUAAUAAACAGCCAUGGCUACCCUGGGGAGUUCUCUCCAAGCUUCACAGAGUUGCAGAGGCAUUUUGUGAAAAGCCGCCCCGUGAAACUGAAGAACCUCCUUCGGCUGGUGAAGUUCUGGUACCUGCAGUACCUGAGGAGUAAAUAUAGAAGAGCAGCAUUGCCCCCAAAAUAUUCGCUGGAGCUUCUGACCAUCUACGCCUGGGAACAGGGUACAGAGAGCAGUGAAAACUUCAAUUUGGAUGAAGGGUUUGUCGCCGUGAUGGAGCUCCUCAGGGACUACCAAGACAUCUGCGUCUACUGGACCAAGUACUACAAUUUCCAAAAUGAGGUCGUCGGGAACUUUCUUAAACAACAGCUGAAGAGAGACCGGCCCAUCAUUCUAGACCCCGCUGACCCCACCAACGACUUAGGAAGUAAAAGUGGGUGGGACCUGGUGGCCAAAGAAGCUUCUUUCUGCCUGAGGCAGCCCUGUUGCUGGACUGAAGACCCCAGCGGGGGCUGGGAUGUACCGCGAGCAAGGGACGUUCAGGUGAUGGUAAAACAGACAGGGAGAGAAACAUGGAGCCUCUGGGCAGACCCCUACAGCCCCAUCUGGAAGAUGAAGGCAGAGAUCAAGAGAAAAAACGACAUCUCCGGGGAUCUACGCCUCUCUUUCCAGGAGCCUCAAGGGGAUAGGCUACUGCUCAGCAGCCAGAAGUCCCUUUCCGAUUAUGGAAUCUUCUCUAAGGUGACCGUCCGGGCGCUGGAGACCUUUCCUCCAGAGAUCCAGGUCUUUGUGAAGGAUUCCAGUGGCCAGAGCAAGCCUUAUGCCAUCGACCCUGAUGCUACCAUCUACGACCUGAAGAGGAAAAUUGAAGACGCUGUAGGGCUUUAUACAGAUGACCAGGUACUGAUGUUGGAGGACGAGGAGCUGGAAGAUGAUUGCAGCCUUGCAGAGCUACAGAUCAAAGACUGUGACACCAUCCAGCUCAGUAGGGUGAGCUAGCCCUAGUCCGCUGUGCAUGAUGUCAACACCUAUGGUCUUAUGCCUCUCCCCGCCUCAUCCUUUUACCCAGAUGCUGUGUUCUUUCUGUAGCCUAAAUAUCAACAUGUCCUUCUUUUGCUUAAAACCCUCCUGUGUUUUCCCAUACAUUCAGCAUGAAGUUCAAGUCUCUUUGCUUAAUAGCCAGUCUUUAGUAUCAUUAAGCUGAGCCCUCUUCCUUCUCCUUCCCCACUCAAAACGCACGGGUCUCCUGAAUACUCAAAACUCACACCAAUGCUGAGUCACACCUCCAUCACUUUGCGUCAGCUAUCCUUUCUCCCUGACCCAUGUUCUCAUCUUUCAAGACUCAGACUUGUAAGUCACUGAAUCUCAAAGUACAGACCUCAGAUUGACAGACUCACUGUCACUCCAGGAGCCUGUUAGAAAGGAAUAUUAGCCCAAGCCAGAUAAUCCACUGAGAUCAGGGUUCAGUGUCCUAACAAACCGUCCAAGUUAUUCUGAUGCAUGCUCAAGUGUGAAAACGACUCCUACACAGCCCAUGCAGCUGGCCAAGUCAUUUAAUGGUCAUAUUCUCUCUCUUCAUCCACAGUGGACUUCUGAGAAGGGAAGUGGGAUAUUAAUCACGUUGCUUUGUUAGCUCUAUCUCUCUAGUCUAUUGAGACUUGAUUUUUUUUUAAUUCCUUAUGCCUUGGCCCUUGUGGUCUAGAAUGGUACCAAUUCAGUGUAUAUGUUUGACAUGUGCCUGCUGAAUGAAUAAAUGAACCAAAGAAUGACGAUGAA
Onychomys torridus (southern grasshopper mouse) is the source of this 2426-nucleotide messenger RNA. RefSeq names its product 2'-5'-oligoadenylate synthase-like protein 2. The record is from RefSeq and is a predicted model, not a curated record. Gene Ontology annotation, biological process: defense response to virus; regulation of ribonuclease activity; negative regulation of viral genome replication. NCBI's taxonomy places the organism in Eukaryota, Metazoa, Chordata, Mammalia, Rodentia, Cricetidae. Gene Ontology annotation, cellular component: membrane; cytosol; nucleoplasm. Gene Ontology annotation, molecular function: protein binding; 2'-5'-oligoadenylate synthetase activity; double-stranded RNA binding. The coding region runs from base 129 to 1649 and encodes 506 amino acids. The transcript has 6 exons.